AUGGCGCAGAACUCGACAGUCAACGAGCUCAGCCUUUCGGAUUCGGAUCUCAAAUUAUUGCCGUGGCAUGGCAUUACGAAUGUUCAAUACACCUUCCUCUCCGUGAUCCUCGCAGCGUUGACGCCGUGCUUUCAGCAUGGCUCAACAUUUCGACGGGGGGCCCUCCUACUUCAAAUAACAUGCGUGGUUCAAGCAUUUUUUGCACCUCCACCUCCCCAGGAGACAAGUACAGCGGUGCUGUACACAAGCGGUGUACUCAUGGGCGUGAUCGCAGCACGCUCGUUUGACCGUCUCUACAUACACGUCCCCGAGGAAACGUUCCAUCGAAUAAAUAAAACGGGCGAAAAGGAAGACGCCAAAACCCUCUCGUCCUGGCAGAAGUUUCUCUGGGGGCUGGAACUGAUGUUGACUACUCGUGGUAUUGGUUGGGACUGGAAGGUUUCGGGGAUUCCCAAGCACCCCCCGCAGAGUCGCCGCGAGUUUCUGAAAACACGCCUGCUAAAAUGGACUCUUUUGUAUAUAGGGCUUACUUUGACAACCAUCAUUUCGCAAACUAUUUUGGAAGAAUUUUCUGGAGUUUCCAACGAUAAUCUGAGGGAAUUCUUGGUCGCUGCGACUAGCAACAAUAUUUCACUCUAUGCAAUUAUCGCGCUGGGUUGGACUAUGACUGUAUACAGUCAUUUUGGAAUUCUCAUGCUCCCCCUGGGAUUCUUAUGUGUUGGUUUUAACAUUGGCCCAAAAACGUGGCAAGAGGUCGAGGCAUGGCCACCAAAUUUUGAGGUCCUGAAUUUGGCUUAUAGCAUUCGACGGCUCUGGGGUAACGUUUGGCACCAACAGCUCCGUCGUGUGGCUGCAGCCCCAGGCGCAUUUGUCCUCGCAUAUCUUCCCCUCUCCAUCCGGAAAUCGAACUCCCUGCCGGGGCGUCUUUUCCGCCGGUAUUUCCUGGUCUUCGGAUCCUUCUUCAUCUCGGGAGUUAUCCACUCCUGUGGCACGUAUAACGUCACAAGAGCCCUAAACCUCCCUAUCUCCACUGGUGGAGAUCUCUAUUUCUAUUUGUUGCAAUGUGCGGGUAUCCUGGGUGAGGAUUUAAUUUGUCAUCUUCUUGGAGUGGAUGAUCGGUUAAAUCAACCCUCCACACUGCGCAGGACAUUGGGGUAUACUGCUACCGCGGCAUUUUAUGUUUGGAGUCGAGUUGCAUACAAGGGAAUACCUAUUUCAAUGGCUCAAGGGUAUAAGGAUGAUCGUGGUUUGCUUUUCGCGGCGCUGAAACAUAUGGCCGAUGGAGCGUAUGCGGUGCCAGGGAAUUGGUUCAGAUUCGGAUAUGAGUUUUUCGAGUCAAGCAGUAGGUAA
Molecule: messenger RNA, 1350 nt
Organism: Venustampulla echinocandica
Lineage: Eukaryota; Fungi; Ascomycota; Leotiomycetes; Helotiales; Pleuroascaceae
Exons: 2
Coding region: 1-1350 (449 amino acids)
Biological process (GO): lipid metabolic process
Source: RefSeq, a predicted model, not a curated record